This is a messenger RNA of Dichomitus squalens LYAD-421 SS1, 2187 nucleotides long. RefSeq names its product aldehyde dehydrogenase. Gene Ontology annotation, molecular function: aldehyde dehydrogenase (NAD+) activity. NCBI's taxonomy places the organism in Eukaryota, Fungi, Basidiomycota, Agaricomycetes, Polyporales, Polyporaceae. The transcript has 14 exons. The coding region runs from base 621 to 2054 and encodes 477 amino acids. The record is from RefSeq and is a predicted model, not a curated record.
CCGCUACUUACGUCCUCCGGCCUCACGGGUCGCAGUUCUCCGCCGAGCUCCCAGUGGCGUAGCUCCAAUUAGUUCUAUGCCCAUGCUAGAAGUCAUCUGCCCUGAUUCUUUGGCCAGAGGACGAGCACGAGACGCCUACCUAGUCCCGGCGUUGCCCCCCAAAACGCCCAUGCAUGCGCUGCGCUGGCCCUAAGCGUACGGCGUCGCAUAGGUCGUGGGACCCGCCAGUCCCUUUGUGUACUCGCGCCCACCGAAGCCGUGUCAUUUGUGCGGAGCAGAAGCAAAGGAAAUACGACGUACCCUGCCGUCACCUGGUGUUCUCGUGUCCUGUUCGGCUCAGAGGAACGUCUCGCUGCGCUGCGCGAGCGUGGUGUGUUUGUCAGGCAUGACAGAAAUGGCGUUGACCCGACGAUGGCGCUCAUGCAACCCCGAUGAAAUCGGCCACGCGGGGCCGGGUUCGACCCAUGUUGCAUCUAUAGCUGGGUGGGACGAUUUGGGGUACACACGAUAGGUAAAAUUGCUGGCGUUCCUGGCGCUGCAAGCAGGCAUAAAGCAAGCAAGCCCGAGGAAAGGGGCGGCCGAGAGAGAUCGCCCUGGCCUCUCACAGGACGCUACUGGAUAUGACCGGCUUCUCGUUCACGGACGGCUUCGCCAACAUCAUCGACGGGAAGAAGGCGACGUCGCCCACGUCCGCGGACAUUAUCGACCCCUCGACGGAGGAAGUCUGGGCGCGCGUGCCCAUCGCAACCCCCGCGCAGCUCGAGGGCGCCAUCGCAGCUGCGGAGCGCGCUUUCCCCGCAUGGAGCGCGACGCCGUGGGAGGAGCGCCAGGCUGCACUGUACAGGCUCGCCGACCUCAUCGACCGGCAUGCGGAGGAGGUCGCGCAUCUGCUCAUGAAGGAGAUUGGGAAAGACCGCGGGGCCGCAGCGUUCGAGCUGAGUAUAUCGACGCCGUGGCUGCGCGGCGUUGCCAAACAGAAACUGGAGGAAGAGGUUAGGACGGAGGAUUCGGGGAGGGUGUCCAAGAUACGCUUCAGGCCCUUUGGAGUGGUUGCAGGCAUAUGCCCGUUCAACUUUCCAUUGACCCUCGGCAUCAACAAGUUUGCGCAGGCGGUUCUCGCCGGGAAUUGCAUGAUUCUCAAGGCUCCCCCGAGUGCCCCUUGUCUCGUGAUCAAGGUCAUCGAGCUCGCACAGUCCGUGCUGCCCCCCGGGGUCCUGCAGGUGCUUAAUGGCGGUAACGAUCUCGGCCAGCUGAUGGUCAAGCACCCACGCAUCAUGCGCGUGUCCAUGACUGGCUCGACGGGAGGAGGAAAAGCCAUCAUGCGUGAGGCGGGCGCGGAGCUCAAAAGCGUCACCCUUGAGCUUGGUGGAAAUGACCCUGCCAUCGUGCUCGACGACAUCGACGUAAAGCAGGCCGCGCAGGCGCUCUUCCUCGGCGCGACGCACAACGCUGGCCAAGUUUGCUUCACGAUCAAGCGCAUAUUCGUGCACGAGAAAAUCUACGACGCCGUGAAGGACGAACUCGUUGCAAUAGCGAAGGAGGUUCGCAUCGGAAACCCGUUCGAUCCAGACGUGAACAUGGGCCCUGUACAAAAUAAGGCACAAUAUGACCGGUUGCAGAGUCUUCUGGCAGAUUGCAAGGAGAAGGGCUACAAGAUCGCAUUCCAAAGCUCACCUCGCCCAACAGGCGAGAAAGGCUACUAUAUACCGCUGACAAUAAUCGAUAACCCUCCUGACGAGUCCCGUAUCGCACGAGAAGAGCAGUUUGGUCCCAUCGUUCCUCUUUUCAAGUGGAAAGACGAUGACGAAGUCGUCCGACGAGCGAAUGGCACGGACUUCGGAUUCAGCUCGUCAGUUUGGGGUGAGGAUAUGGAUCGGGUUCAGCGCAUCGCAGACGGAUUGUACAACGGCAUGGUAUGGGUCAACGAAUGGGGAGCGGUCUCUGCAGAGCAUCCGAUGGGUGGAACGAAGCAUUCUGGGAUCGGAGUAGAAUGCUCCAAGUAUGGUCUGGCUUCAUGGACGUUUGUGCAGUCGUUUGUCGUCCGGAAUCCUUGACCUACCGGUGCUCUAGGUGCGGGUAGGGCCUUUGCAGGGUAUUCGUCACUUUCCGGGUCAGCGACAUGGUCGCCAGCUGAGAUGUCCUCGCUGUCUAUCAUCGUUGACCGAUAUAGUUCCUAUACUAGCCGAC